This is a messenger RNA of Syngnathus acus (greater pipefish), 2680 nucleotides long. RefSeq names its product carcinoembryonic antigen-related cell adhesion molecule 20-like. The coding region runs from base 74 to 1996 and encodes 640 amino acids. The transcript has 10 exons. The record is from RefSeq and is a predicted model, not a curated record. Lineage: Eukaryota; Metazoa; Chordata; Actinopteri; Syngnathiformes; Syngnathidae.
GUGGCCCAGCACGCAGGUAGUUUACUGCUUGUUCCUACUUGAACGUGUCAAAUGGAGCUGGUGGAAGAGCUCAAUGCGACAUUCUCUGCUAUACAAGUUACAAAAAGAUGAAAUGGGUAACCUAGCAGUGUUUUGCAUCUUCUGGGCGGCUUUCACAGGUUUGACCGCAGGAUCCGGCGUGUUGCCCGACGGGCCUCUGACCGCAGCCGUGGGAGGCUCUGUGACGUUUAACACCACAGUGGCGGCCACGCCGAUGCCGUUCCCGACGGUGAUCUGGACGUUUAUCGAGGGCAGCAAUGAAAUACCCGUGAUAACGGCCACGUCUCAAAACAAAACUGGCCCCGGGUACCAAGGCAGGAUCACUCUCUUCAAACGGACUGGGUCCCUGGAGCUCAGCAAGCUGGCUCUCAGUGACAGCGGAAAAUACAGUCUUGUCAUAUUAACAGAGAGCGGCGACCAAAUCACGGGAUCCACCACACUGCAGACGCUUGAGCCAGUGUCCAAUGUCAUGUUGACGGUCAACAGCACAGACUUGCUGGAGUUCAACAGCACUCUUCGUCUGUCCUGCUCUUCGUUGGGAUCGUCCGUCUCCUUUCAUUGGCUGAACGACAGCGCCGAGAUCUCGGCCGACGACAGAGUUCAGUUUACCGACGAAGGCGCCGCACUCACCAUCGCUCCCGUGACCCGCUACGACCAGAGGUCGUUCCGAUGUCGCGUGUCCAACGCCGUCAGUGAAGAUGACAGCCAUUCGGUGCAUCUUUCCGUCAGCUACGGCCCGGAUGAUACACAUCUCGUUAUGUCGCCACGGAAAGAAUACGUCGCAGAAGGGUCGAAUGUCAAUCUUUCCUGCUCGGCCAACUCCAGGCCAGUCGCCACCUUUACCUGGUUUGUGAACGGAAAGCUGUUGGUCCGGGGAUCAAAUUUCUCGCUGGUGAACGUCCAGCAGCAUCACAGUGGAAAUUACAGCUGCCAGUCCUUUAACACCAAGACUCUGAGAUACAAAGAAUCUCAGAAAUGGCCGAUUCAUGUGCUAAAGAAAAUUUCCGGUGCCUCUGUCACACUGUCAACGAGUCGCCCAGUUGAGGGAACGGAGCUGAAUAUGACCUGCGACGCCGCUGGGUCGGUCUUCUUCAGAGAGUGGACCAAGGGUGGCUCGGCGCUGAUCCCAGAUGAGCGUGUGACGCUCCACGACAAGAACAGGACAGUGUCCUUCCGCACCGCCGUCAGAUCGGAUAGCGCUUCAUAUUCCUGUCGGAUUAUAAACCCCAUCGACGAGGAGGAAGUGACGUUGGGCGUGCUUGUGAACUAUGGGCCUGACCCUGUCCAAAUCACGGGACCGAGCCAAAUCAUCGUGAAAGAGACUUUAACCUUAAGCUGCUCCGCGGUGUCCGUCCCAGCCGCAACCUACAUGUGGACAGCACUGAACAGCACAGCAGUGCUACAUAAUUCUUCAACCUUUGUCAAAUACAACGUCAACUUUUCCGACAGUGGAAGCUACGUUUGUAGCGCCACCAACGGUAUUACUGGCAAAAGCAUGUCGGCUAGCCACAGGUUGGAUGUGACAGAUGGAACAGAUACGGCGUGUUCGGCUGGUUGCAUCGCCGGCAUUGUGCUGGCGUGUUUAGUCAUCUGCGCAGCAGUCGCUGGGGGCGCCUAUGCCUUCUACAUUCAACGGAACAAGACAAAGAAUCGCCCCGACAGAGACAUCUCGAACAGGACAGGAGGAAUAGGCCAAGACAACACAGAAGAACCCCGAAAUCAGGAGUUAAACUAUGCCGACGUGACUAUUCUGCACGCAAAGGGCGGCGGCAAAGGUCAGUUGGAGCUCCAGGCCAGCCAGACCGAAUACGCUGAGGUCCGAGUGAACAACGCGCCUCCUUCCUACGACGCCUACGUACGGCGGAUGAAGAGGCGAGCCCCUCAGCCACUAGAAGCCCGCCCUCAGGUUCACAGCAAUGAGUCGUGUCAUGAAAGUGGGGAGCACUCAACAGUGUGACGUAUGCUCACACUUCCUUCAUGGCACCCUAAUAAUGCCGAGUGUUUGCGUAGUCAUUGUGUGUGUGUGUGUGUGUGUGUGUGUGUGUGUGUGUGUGUGUGUGUGUGUGUGUGUGUGUGUGUGUGUGUGUGCGUGCGUGUGUGUGUGUGUGCGUGUGUGCGUCCGUGUGUGUUAAUCAUUGAUCAGUUGACUGAGAGUCACAAAAACACAACGAUGCCUGAUUAGAUGUAUCGACUUGAUUAGAUUUGUCUACACAAGCGCGAAUUGGCCAACUAUGGCACACGGGCAAUCUUGGCAUUUCUGUAAUGUAUAUGCCCCCCCUCCCCAAGUUUAUGAAUGUAUUCAUGUGACCAAAGUGAAUGUUUAAAUAUUGUUUGAAAGACUUCAAAAGUGUAACGUGGACUAAGAGCGUCACGUGAACGUCUCUCAAAGGGGCAAAUAAAUAGUUCUUCUUGUGGGUUGCUUCCAUAAACAUAUUUCUUUUUUAUAAUCUUCACAUUGUUUAAAAGUCGGAAAUGUUAUCUACUGAGGAACCUAUAUAUGUCCUUCAAAUACUGUAGGUGCAACACAAGACGAGCAGAAACUUGUUAAUAUCAUCCUAUAAGGAGCUGACCUUUAGAAAUUGUUUGAACUGCAAUGUCAGUGGAUGUUUGAUAAGAAAGUCGUCUGACCUCUUAUUGUGGC